Antechinus flavipes (yellow-footed antechinus) is the source of this 3391-nucleotide messenger RNA. It is a transcript of the gene SNTG2, whose product is annotated as syntrophin gamma 2. Bases 663 to 2285 code for a protein of 540 amino acids. The record is from RefSeq and is a predicted model, not a curated record. The transcript is spliced from 17 exons. Gene Ontology annotation, cellular component: intracellular anatomical structure; dystrophin-associated glycoprotein complex. Gene Ontology annotation, molecular function: structural molecule activity; protein binding. Lineage: Eukaryota; Metazoa; Chordata; Mammalia; Dasyuromorphia; Dasyuridae.
AAUGUUUCAGUGUGUCUUUAUUAUUUGAAAAGUAGUUCAAGAGGUGUGAAACAUUCUCCCAGGAUGGAAGGAAGGAAGGAUGGGGAGAAAUACAUGAGUAAAAAGCAGAAAUGUAGCAGCUCUUCGUGCGAGGUGGCUGUAAGAAACAACGGGGGUCUGAGUGGACGAAAAGGCUGAGUGGAAAGGAGAGAGCAGUACACAGAGACAAUUGAAGGAGGAAAAAAUUUACAGCUGCUCUCUCCUUCUAUUUUAUUAAUCGCCUUUCCCCAAAGCGCCCAACCUGGUGAAAAGCAGUGUUCAUUCCUUCCCCUCCCUGGCUCAGCGCCCCUCCCUUUCUCGGGCUCCCUCGUGCAAAGAGCAUGUCGUGGCUCCUGCUCUUGAGCUGCUCUUAUUGGGAGCACUGAGCUGAGCUCAUGGCCUGGCCGGGAUCUGCUGCCGCCACUGCCUCUGCCGCCACCGCCCGUCUCCAGCUGGUGUGAGCUGUAGACCAAAAGCCUGACGGAAUAACAAACCCGAAGCAGUGGCUGAGCCUGGAGCCACGGACGCGACGCAGGGGCUAAGCCCGCGGAUGUUUCUGGUUCGCUUUGGGAUUAUUCAAUGCCUGAUAAAGGAGUGACAGAGCCGAAUAUAGCGCAGAGACGAUUCGAGCUGCAUGGGAGGAAAUGAAUGUGGCAGAGAAACAGCCACUACCCGCACCGCGUGAGCGCCCGGUCACCCUCCUGGUACCCACUUGGACGAAAACAGGUAUUGCACUAUUGUAUGAUGAAGGGUCAGAAAAUGCUUUUGACAUCCGAUUGAAACUUACAAAAGAGAUACUCACAAUCCAAAAACAAGAUGUCAUCUGUGUUAGUGGAAGCAAUCAUAGUGCAAAUCACAGAACUGUUACACUUCGCAGACAACCUGUCGGGGGCUUGGGCCUAAGUAUUAAGGGAGGUGCUGAACACAAGGUACCUGUCGUCAUCUCAAAAAUAUUCAAAGAUCAAGCAGCUGACCAAACAGGAAUGUUAUUUAUAGGAGAUGCAGUAAUACAGGUUAAUGGCAUUAAUGUAGACAAUGCAACCCAUGAAGAAGUGGUACAUCUAUUACGAAAUGCUGGCGAUGAAGUUACUAUCACUGUUCAGUAUUUAAGGGAAGCUCCAUCAUUUCUGAAGCUCCCAUUAGGAUCUCCAGGACCAUCCAGUGAUCACAGCAGUGGGGCUUCUUCACCUCUCUUUGAUAGUGGUUUACAUUUAAAUGGAAACUCCAACAACACAGCACCAUCAUCACCUUCCUCGCCCAUAGCUAAUGAAUCAAAAUAUGAGAAGCGAUGGCUAGAUGCCUUAUCAAUUCCUCUCUCAAUGGCUCGAAUCUCAAGAUACAAAGCUGGAACAGAUAAAUUAAGAUCUAACGCCUUUGAAGUGCUAGCCCUGGAUGGAGUCAGUACGGGCAUCAUUCAGUUUUAUACAAUCCAGGAGAGUACUGACUGGCUAAGAGCAAUAUCAGCUAACAUUGGUGAUUUGACACUCCAAAAUAUGAAAAUGGCAAAUAAAUGCUGUUCUCCUUGUGACCAGGUUAUACAUAUGGGGUGGGUAAAUGAAAGGCCCCAGGGAAAUGAUUCAUCUCAACCCUACAAACACAAGUUCCUGGCCCUGAAAGGUUCAUCCUUCUACAUUUUCAGCACUCCACCGGUGAGUACAUUAGACUGGGUGCGAGCUGAAAAAAUCUAUAACCUCUGUGAGGUACUAUUUAAAGUUCACAAGCUCUGGCUUGCUGAUGACUACUGGUUACAGGCAAACUUUUAUCUAGGUCUUCACCAGGACUAUGACCUGGAAGACCAACGGCCAUAUUGCUUCAGUGUCAUGGUUGGACAGGGAAAAAGUCAUUUUUUCAAUGUAGAGCUAGGGAGUGAGCUAGCUGUGUGGGAAAAAUCAUUCCAAAGAGCCAUUUUCAUGGAAGUUCAAAGGACAGGGUCCAAAACAUAUAUGUGUAGCUGGCAAGGAGAAGCACUGUGCUUCACGGUGGAUUUUGCCUUGGGAUUCACCUGUUUUGACAGUAAAACAAAGAAUGUUCUCUGGAGGUUUAAAUUCUCUCAGCUUAAAGGAUCUUCAGAUGAUGGGAAAACUCGAGUAAAGCUGCUAUUUCAGAAUCUAGACACCAAACAAAUUGAAAUGAAGGAACUUGAAUUCCAGGACCUGACAGCUAUUUUACAUUGCAUACACUCCUUUAUUGCUGCAAAAGUGGCAUCGAUAGAUCCCAUGUUUAUAGACAGCCAGAGUGUUGCAAGAAGAUACAUGUAUAGCAACUGAAAAUUGUUCCUGUCAAGUGAUGACUGAAAAUUAAAUUAUUUUCUUAAGACAUUAAUUCUUUCCUGAACAAUAUUGCAACUUUGUGUGAUUUUAUAAUGAGCCUAUAGUUGUGAUACCAAUAAAAUAUGUAACUAGUUUCCAAAUUUGGGUCAUACUUGUUAAACUUGACAAUUUAGAACAUAUUUGUUCAGGGCAAUCAGCUUGUUAUAUGUAACAUAAAUCAGAAUUCCCAAGUAAAGUGAUCUAUAACAUUUCUACUAUCAUUUUUAUAAGAAAUAUGGAACACUAAGGACUUGACUGCCCCUGUUGAGAAGAUUCAUUAAUAAUAUUAAUGGAGAGACUGGGGUUCCACUGUUUUAUUUUCUCUUAAAAGGGGAGAGACUGGCAUGGUCUUCUGGUCUUGCUUUUAUGAGAGAUGAUGUGAGGGAGAUGAGACAUUGAAGUAUAAUUCCUACAAUGUAGGUUCUUCACAAUAUUUUUUUCCAAUAUUUUUCUUCUCAAAAGAAAAAAAUCUUUCCCAUGUUUUUGUUUGUUCUGCUUAGUUAUUUUUGGUUGAUUUGGUUUGUUUUGUUUUUUAAUUAAAAAGCACUUUAAUGGAGUCAGUUGUAUUUUACUUGCAGGAAAACACAAUGACAUUUCUAAGAACACCAUGCACAUAUCGCAAAACCAAUAAAACAUAGGCAGUGCAAGAGCUCUCAGCUAUCAAAUCUCAGGCUUUUGUCAUCAAGAUGUAGAUGAGUAAUAGUAGGAAAAAAAUAAACAGUAGGCUAAGAUAAAUCAUGUUUACAACAAUGCAGUAGAUUCAUGAAUCUCUUUCCUAUAUAUCUCAUACUGAGGAAAGAAGAGAAAUGUUUUUUAGUGGAGCAGGAAUAUUUCUAAUUAAUAUAUUAUUUUAAUAGUACUUUCAUUUAAAAAAUCCCCAAAACACAUUCAUGAUUUCAAAUAUUCCUACUGAAAUAUUAUAUUUUAUACAGCUAACAUCUUAAAAUAAGAUAUAGUAGAGGAAAUAAUGCUGAUACAGUGCCAGAGAAGUUUUAACUACAUGGCUAGUUAUUCUCUUUUUUUUAACCCAAAUUUUCCAUUAAUAUUAACCUUAAAAUAUUCAC